Iphiclides podalirius (scarce swallowtail) is the source of this 297-nucleotide messenger RNA. Lineage: Eukaryota; Metazoa; Arthropoda; Insecta; Lepidoptera; Papilionidae. The record is from the annotation of a GenBank genome assembly.
AUGGAAAGCAUAUUUGCGAAUUGCACUCACCAAAGCGACACCGGCCAAAGAAAAUCUGCACACUACGGAGGCGCGGAGGGCGACACUGCGCGGCCGACUCGUGUUUGUGUGGCUGUCUGCUUGCGCGUGGGCAGGCGGGGGAGUCCGCCCACAAAGCCGCGGAGGGCCGUCGCGGUGAACCUGACUGCGCCGGAGGACGGCGACAAGGUCGUCUGCGCUGGGUCAGUAGACCACGGGCGCGGCUCAGGGCACCAGCGGAUUUACCAAGCUACGCGACAGGUUGGGAAACGAAAAUUA